Messenger RNA from Bactrocera tryoni, 1065 nucleotides. Its product is annotated as odorant receptor 7a-like. Gene Ontology annotation, molecular function: odorant binding; olfactory receptor activity. The record is from RefSeq and is a predicted model, not a curated record. NCBI's taxonomy places the organism in Eukaryota, Metazoa, Arthropoda, Insecta, Diptera, Tephritidae. Gene Ontology annotation, cellular component: plasma membrane. The transcript is spliced from 3 exons. Gene Ontology annotation, biological process: detection of chemical stimulus involved in sensory perception of smell; sensory perception of smell. The coding region runs from base 1 to 1065 and encodes 354 amino acids.
AUGCAUCCGACACGUCACCAUCGCUUGCCUUACUACAUCUACUCCGCCUGCAUUAACAUCUCACUUGGCGUAUUUCUGCCUGCCACAAUGAUUGCUAAAUUGUUUUUCAUUGAAAAUUUGUCACAACUUAUUGGCCUGCUCUAUUUGGGCGUCACCCUGACCAUGGCCACGGCCAAGCAGUGGUCGCUCUGGUUGCAUCGUCCGAAACUGCUGGCCGUGAACUAUUAUCUGGCCAAGUUGGAUGUGCGUUGCAUGCGGCAUGCAGUGGAUCGCCAGCACAUACUCACCGCCAUACGUAUCUGCCAUCUCUACUACGCCGGCUAUAUGUUUGUGUAUGAGUUGAGUAGCAGCGGUUUUGCUUAUAUUGGUUUCUCGCUGCGUCAACUGGUCUACGACGGCUGGUUUCCUCAGCUCUAUGCAGAUGCGGCGCAAAAUUUGACUGUGACACUGAUUUAUCAGAAUUUUGCGGUAAUGACAUUUUUCGUGCUGCAGAAUGUCAACAACGAUAUGUAUCCGCAAUGCUAUUUGGCCGUGAUGAUCGGACAUUUGCGUGCGCUGACUGCGCGCAUCAGUCGCAUUGGCAAGGACGGCGUGCUGAGUGUGGAGGAGAAUAUUGCAGAGUUGGUUGAUUGUAUAGAGGAUCAUAAGAACUUGCUGGGCUACUUCGCCUGCAUACGUCCGGUUAUUUCGCGCACAAUUUUCAUGCAAUUCGGCAUCACCGCCUUCGUUCUCUGCCUGACCGCCGUCAAUUAUGUCGCCUUCGAGCGCGAUGCUGCACAAAUGCUCAUCGCUGCCACAUAUAUUUUCGCCGUGCUCAUCGAAGCGCUGCCCUGCUGUUGGUACGUGAAUUCGCUCAUGGAGGAGUGUGCUCAACUCACCACAGCGCUGUACGAUUGCCAGUGGUAUGAUCAGAAUAGAAAAUUCCGCAAAAUGCUCAUAAUUUUUAUGCAACGCUCACAGCGCACAAUGGUGCUCACGGCUGGCGAUUUGGUGCCGAUCACACUGCAGACAUUCUUAAAUAUCAUAAAAUUUUCGUUCUCGAUGUAUACGAUACUGAAGGGUUAA